This is a messenger RNA of Astyanax mexicanus (Mexican tetra), 2410 nucleotides long. It is a transcript of the gene alox5a, whose product is annotated as arachidonate 5-lipoxygenase a. Gene Ontology annotation, molecular function: iron ion binding; arachidonate 5-lipoxygenase activity; protein binding. Gene Ontology annotation, cellular component: nuclear envelope. Bases 6 to 2120 code for a protein of 704 amino acids. The record is from RefSeq and is a predicted model, not a curated record. The transcript is spliced from 14 exons. Gene Ontology annotation, biological process: linoleic acid metabolic process; lipid oxidation. NCBI's taxonomy places the organism in Eukaryota, Metazoa, Chordata, Actinopteri, Characiformes, Acestrorhamphidae.
UAUGUAUGUGUGCUACAGAAGGGGAAAUGCAUUCUGCAAGAGGCUGCAGAGUGUACAAGUACAGAAACUGGUCUGUGAGCUUCAGUAAGAGUAGGAUGCCUUGCUACACAGUGACCGUCGCUACGGGCAGCCAGUGGUUCGCUGGUACAGAUGACUACAUCUACCUGACUCUGGUGGGGACGGAGGGCUGCAGUGAGAGAACCCUGCUGGAUAAGCCCCUCUAUAAUGACUUUGAGAGAGGAGCGGUGGACUCCUAUGACAUCACUGUGGGGGAGAACAUCGGUGACAUCGUACUGAUCAAGAUUGAGAAGAAGAAAUACUGGGUGCACGAUGACUGGUACUGUAAAUACAUUACAGUGAAGACCCCCUCUGGAGAUUACAUCGAGUUCCCCUGCUUUCGCUGGCUGGUGGACGACAAAGAGGUGAUUCUUCGAGAUGGCCGAGCUCGAUUGCCACAGGAUGACAAAACCAGGGUGGCGAAACAACACAGACGCAAGGAGCUGGAGACCAGACAAAAGACAUUCAGAUGGAAGGAAUGGCACCCUGGCUUUCCCAUGAGCAUCGAUGCUAAAGCCCACAAAGAACUGCCACGAGACAUCCAGUUUGACAGUGAGAAAGGUGUAGAUUUCAUCCUCAACUACAGCAAAGCGAUAGAGAAUCUCUACGUUAACCAGUUCAUGCACAUGUUCCAGUCUUCCUGGGGGGAUUUCUCUGAUUUUGAGCGGAUCUUUAUGAGGAUCAAGAACACAAUAUCAGAGUACGUGAUGCAGCACUGGAAGGAAGACUUCAUGUUUGGAUAUCAGUUCUUAAACGGCUGCAAUCCUGUCAUGAUCCAGAAGUGCACACAAAUCCCAAAGAAGUUUCCUGUGACACAUGAAAUGGUGGCUGACUGCUUAGAAAGAGACCUCACCCUGGAAGAGGAGCUUAAAGCAGGAAACUUAUACAUAGCAGAUUACGAGAUAAUGGAGGAUAUAACCGCGAACGCUACAGACCCAUGCACUCCACAGUAUUUGGCUGCACCAAUUUGCUUGCUUUACAAGAACAGCCAGAACAAGAUUUUGCCGAUUGCCAUACAGCUGAGUCAAAGCCCAGGAGAAGACAGCCCCAUCUAUCUCCCCAGUGAUGAUCAGCAUGACUGGCUUUUGGCCAAAAUUUGGGUGAGAUCGUCCGAUUUUCACGUGCACCAGACAGUGACGCAUCUUCUCAGGACCCAUCUGAUAUCAGAGGUGUUUGGCAUCGCCAUGUUCAGACAGCUGUCUGCUGUUCAUCCAGCCUAUAAGUUGCUUCUGCCACACAUUCGUUUCACAAUCGCCAUUAACACCAAGGCACGAGAGCAGCUCAUCUGUGAGAAUGGACUCUUUGACAAGGCUAAUGGUACAGGAGGAGGUGGCCAUGUGCAACUCGUGCAGAAGGCCAUGAAGACUUUUACCUACAAGUCCCUGUGCUUCCCAGAGUCUAUAAAGGCUCGUGGUAUGGAGAGCCAAGAAGAGCUGCCAUACUACUACUACAGAGAUGAUGGCAACAAAGUGUGGGAGGCGAUCAAAAGUUUUGUGACAGAUAUGAUUAACAUCUACUAUGCCAGUGAUGAGACAGUACAGGAGGAUGAGGAGAUACAGGCAUUCGUCAAAGAUGUCUGCAGCUUUGGAAUGCAGGAUUUUGACUACUGUGAGUUCCCUAAAUCAGUGCAGACUCGGGAGCAGCUGGUGGAGUAUCUGACCGUCGUAAUCUUCACCGCUUCUGCUCAACAUGCCGCCAUCAACUUCGGACAGUAUGACUGGUGUUCCUGGAUUCCAAAUGCUCCCCCCACCAUGCGGAACCCCCCUCCCACCAAGAAGGGCCAGACAGACAUGAAGCUCAUAGUGGAGAGUCUGCCUGACCGUGGCCGCUCCUGCUGGCAUCUUGGAGCAGUGUGGGCCCUUAGUCAGUUCCAGGAAAACGAGUUGUUCUUAGGCAUGUAUCCUGAUGAACACUUCAUAGAGAAACCUGUGAAGAAGGCUCUAGAGACUUUCCGGGAAAAACUGACUGAGGUGUCCAAAUUAAUCAAGAAUCGCAACGAAGGAAAGAAGCUGCCCUAUUACUACCUGUCCCCAGACAGAAUCCCCAACAGUGUGGCGGUGUGAGCCUGCACAUCUGGCUGAUUUAAAAACAGUGGUGAUACAUUUGUUAGUUCAUAAUUUAGUUUAGAUGCUUGGAUUUCUAGUCCCUCUCAUUGACGUCUUUACCGUUUCUGUUUGUUCUGUAAUAUAGAUGAAUAUGAAAACAAACACAGUGAAAUCCUGCAUUCUGUCAAUUAUGCUGUGAAUUGAUUGGUGUGUUUUUGUUGUUAAAUUUUUAGCUAAUGAAAAUUUAAAGCGCUUUUUUUCUCUUGUUUUUGUGUCUCUUAUCAAAUAAAGUCUUACUUAAAAUGUCA